CUCUAAUACAAGUGAGCUAUGGCAGUCUUUUAUCAUCUUCGGCUGGUGUCUCUGGCUGUGUUGAUGCUGGUGUCUCAGCUGGACUUUGCCAGUGCUACUGUUCGGGUGUUUGGCUUACACGCCAGGGACCUCACCGGUGACCCUGCUGGAAACAAACCUGAUCCAUACCUCAAGGUCUGGUGUGGCUCUGCUUUUGGGGGCCAAACAGAAUAUCGCAAGGAUACUGCUCAUCCUACAUGGUCUGCAGAGUUCAACUUCCCAAACUGCAAAGCAAAUGAAACCUUGAAGCUGGAGGUGUGGGACAAAGACCUUAAUUUUGAUGAUCGCUUGGGCACGUGUACCAAACAGGUGCAAUAUGGGGCUUUCACUGUUACUUGUUAUCUGAACAAAGGAACAGUGUUUUACAGGUACGAGUUGUUACAAUAAAUCUGUUCCAAUCCAGCACUUUGUGAUGACAAACCUCUGUGACUAGCCUGAUAGUAAUAAAUCGACAAUAUACAUUGAACAUUCACACUGAAUGUUUAUUAUGUUUUUGUUUCAUUACAUGGUGGAAUUAGUUUAUCAGACUCAGUCUGUCAUAUAUUAAUACUUGAGACUUCAGUUGAGGUUAGUUGAUUCACAAUUACCUCUUGUUCUCAUAUGAAUGUGCCAUAUUAGCCCUGCUUCUCCUUUUCCUGCUCACAGAUUAUCGUAAACAUGAGUGUUUUGCACCAGUUUUUGUGUUAAAGAAAAGGUAGUGUACAUCAAAUGUAAACGUAGUAAAUGGGAAGUUAGCUUAUAGAAGGUCUCUUGCUUCUAGAUGGGGAAAUUAAAAAAAAACAAAA
Molecule: messenger RNA, 824 nt
Organism: Sinocyclocheilus anshuiensis
Lineage: Eukaryota; Metazoa; Chordata; Actinopteri; Cypriniformes; Cyprinidae
Product: perforin-1-like
Exons: 2
Coding region: 19-426 (135 amino acids)
Biological process (GO): defense response to virus; immunological synapse formation; T cell mediated cytotoxicity
Cellular component (GO): membrane
Molecular function (GO): wide pore channel activity
Source: RefSeq, a predicted model, not a curated record